Oncorhynchus masou masou (cherry salmon) is the source of this 1172-nucleotide messenger RNA. Its product is annotated as zinc finger CCCH domain-containing protein 13-like. Lineage: Eukaryota; Metazoa; Chordata; Actinopteri; Salmoniformes; Salmonidae. The record is from RefSeq and is a predicted model, not a curated record. Bases 330 to 1076 code for a protein of 248 amino acids. The transcript is spliced from 2 exons.
GAGACUCGAUUCUGGGUAGCAAGGCUCAGAAUGAAGGCUGCACACUGGAGCUUGGCUUGACUGAUCCGUCUUCCACAGCCAAGGAGCAAGACCGUCAUACAACCCUAGAACUACAAGGGCUUGAGACGGUGUCGGGUCACCAAGUGCCCCAAUCACUUGUUGACAAAGUGCCCAAAGAAAAUGUGGGCUUACAGAUACCCAACAAAACAGUGGUGCCUGCAGCCUCUGAAUCUACGGGUUCCCAGGAGCUCCAAACUACUCUAGAGGAACACCAAGACGAAGAAGAAUCUGCUUUCCACAUCCUGGACUCUGUAGAGGAUCAGGUGACUAUGACAGAAGCUCUGGAAAACCACUCUCCUGAAUCUAAGGGUACCUCAAAACAACAGAAAGCGAGUUACAAAAAGGUUAAGGGUCAUAUUCAAAAGAAGGACGGCAAGAAGGUAGUACAAACCCCUGAGAAGAUACAGACCCCCCCCGUGGAGUCGGAGAGGGGUGAGCGAGGUACCCACAAAAAGACUAACCGUGUCACCUUAGAUGAGGUGAGUGAGGAAGAGGAGAGUUACCCUGACGACGCUGCCGAAGAGGAAGAGCUAAUGAAGAAACAGAAACUGGCGAAGGAGAAACGGCGAGAGAGAGAAUGGGAGAAGGAGAGGAGUACAAAGCGGGUGAGGAGCAGAGAGAAGGAGCAGGAAUGGAAGAGGGAGAAGGGGAGGUUCAGUGUGGAUACGGAAUGGUUGGUGACUCUGGAUGAGAUCGGAGGAGAUGGGGAUGAGAGAGGAGAGGAGGGUGCGAGGGAUCAGGAGAGUGGAAUAAAUGAGGCAGACCUUCAUGAAUUGGUCACUCUGGAUGAGAUCGUUGGCGAGGAAGGAGGGGAGGGUCCUAGCCCAGAGCCACACCCAUUCAGGCAGGAGGGCGAAUCAGGAGACUCCUUCAACACAGAGACUAUGGUGACCCUGGAUGAGACUGGAAGUGAUCAUGAGAUGGAGGAAGUGCAGCCCAAGAAGUCUCCAGAACCAGCCCAGAACACAGGUACAGGUAUCUGUCAGAUCAGAACCAGCCCAGACCCGGCACGCUGACAACACAGGUACAGGUAUCUGUUAGAUCAGAACCAGCCCAGACCCGGUACACUGACAACACAGGUACAGGUAUCUGUCAGAUCAGAACCAGCCCAG